Molecule: messenger RNA, 4780 nt
Organism: Cercocebus atys (sooty mangabey)
Lineage: Eukaryota; Metazoa; Chordata; Mammalia; Primates; Cercopithecidae
Gene: ZNF91
Product: zinc finger protein 91
Exons: 5
Coding region: 247-3546 (1099 amino acids)
Biological process (GO): regulation of DNA-templated transcription
Molecular function (GO): DNA-binding transcription factor activity, RNA polymerase II-specific; RNA polymerase II cis-regulatory region sequence-specific DNA binding
Source: RefSeq, a predicted model, not a curated record
GGACUGGGAACUGUCCAAUCAGGCACAAAGCUGGAGCAGACAGGGCGGCUUCCGGGAUGUGGCGGGGCCUUUGUCUCUCGCUGCCGCUGGAGCUCUAGGUCCCCUCUUCACUGCUCUGUAUCCUGUGCUCCAGGAAGCCCAGCCUAUGUGGCCCUGUGACCUGCAGGUAUUGGAGAUCCACAGCGAAGACGCCAGGAACCCCUGGAAACCUAGAAAUGAUGCAGUAGUUGAUUCACAAGUCACAAAAUGGGACUGUUGACAUUUAGGGAUGUGGCCAUAGAAUUCUCUCUGGAGGAGUGGCAACGUCUGGAUGCUGCACAGCAGAAUUUAUAUAGGAAUGUGAUGUUAGAGAACUACAGAAACCUGGCCUUCCUGGGUAUUGCCGUCUCUAAGCCAGACCUGAUCACCUGUCUGGAGCAAGGAAAAGAGCCCUGGAAUAUGACGCGACAUGAGAUGGUGGAUGAACCCCCAGAUAUAUGUCCUCAUUUUGCUCAAGACUUUUGGCCAGAGCAGGGCAUGGAAGAUUCUUUUCAAAAAGUAUUACUGAGAAAAUAUGAAAAAUGUGGACAUGAGAAUUUACAGUUAAGAAAAAGUUGUAAAAGUGUGGAUGAGUGUAAGGUGCACAGAGAAGGUUAUAGUAAACUUAACCAGUGUUUCACAACUACCCAGAGCAAAGUAUUUCAAUGUGGUAAAUAUUUGAAAGUCUUUUAUAAAUUUUUAAAUUCAAACAGACAUACGAUAAGUAUUACAGAGAAGUCCUACAAAUGUAAAGAAUGUGAAAAAACCUUUCAUUGGUCCUCAACCCUUACUAAUCAUAAGAAAAUUCAUACUGAAGAUAAACCCUACAAAUGUGAAGAAUGUGGCAAAUCUUUUAAGCAACUCUCAACCCUUAUUACGCAUAAAAUAAUCUGUGCUGAAGAGAAAAUCUACAAGUGUGAAGAGUGUGGCAAAACUUUUAAUCAGUCCUCAAAUCUGACUACACAUAAGAUAAUUCAUUCUGGACAGAAACCUUACAAGUGUGAACAAUGUGGCAAAGCAUUUAUCUGGCUCUCAACCCUUACUGGGCAUAAGAAAAUUCAUACUAGAGGAAAACCUUGCAAGUAUGAAGAAUGUGGCAAAGCAUUUGUUUGCUCCCCAACCCUAACUAGACGUAAGAGGAUACACACUGAAGAGAAACUCUACAAAUGUGAAGAAUGUGGCAAAGCAUUUCUAUGGUCCUCAACCCUAACUAGACAUAAGAGGAUACACACUGGAGAGAAACCCUACAAAUGUGAAGAAUGUGGCAAAGCUUUUAGGCAAUCCUCAACCCUUACUAAACAUAAGAGGGUACACACUGGAGAGAAACCCUACAAAUGUGAAGAAUGUGGCAAAGCUUUUAGGCAGUCCUUAACCCUUACUAAACAUAAGAUAAUUCAUAGUGGAGAGAAACACUACAAAUGUAAAGAAUGUGGCAAAACUUUUAAGCAAUUCUCAACCCUUACUACACAUAAAAUAAUUCAUGCUGGAAAGAAAUGCUACAAAUGUGAAGAAUGUGGCAAAGCUUUUAAUCAAUCCUCAAGUCUUUCCACACAUAAGAUAAUUCAUACUGGGGAGAAGUCUUACAAGUGUGAAGAAUGUGGCAAAGCAUUUAUAUGGUCCUCAACCCUAACUAGACAUAAGAGGAUACAUACUGGAGAGAAGCCCUGCAAAUGUGAAGAAUGUGGCAAAGCUUUUAGCCAUUCCUCAACCCUUGCUAAACAUAAGAGAAUUCAUACUGGAGAGAAACCCUACAAAUGUAAAGAAUGUGGCAAAGCUUUUAGCAAUUCCUCAACCCUUACUAAUCAUAAGAUAACUCAUACUGAAGAGAAACCCUACAAAUGUAAAGAAUGUGGCAAAGCUUUUAAGCGACUCUCAACCCUUACAAAACAUAAAAUAAUACAUGCUGGAGAGAAACUCUACAAAUGUGAAGAAUGUGACAAAGCUUUUAAUCGAUCUUCAAAUCUUACUGCACAUAAGAUAAUUCAUACUGGAGAGAAACCUUACAAGUGUGAAGAAUGUGGCAAAGCAUUUAUCUGGUCCUCAAGCCUUACUAAACAUAAAAGAAUUCAUACUAGAGAGAAACUCUUCAAAUGUAAAGAAUGUGACAAAGCAUUUAUAUGGUCUUCAACCCUAACUAGACAUAAAAGGAUACACACUGGAGAGAAGCCCUACAAAUGUGAAGAAUGUGGCAAAGCUUUUAACCAUUCCUCAACCCUUACUAAACAUAAGACAAUUCAUACUGGAGAGAAACCCUACAAAUGUAAAGAAUGUGGCAAAGCUUUUAAGAUUCCCUCAACCCUUGCUAAACAUAAAAUAAUAUAUGCUGGAGAGAAACUCUACAAAUGUGAAGAAUGUGGCAAAGCUUUAAAUCAAUCUUCUAAUCUUACUACACAUAAGGUAAUUAAUACUAAAGAGAAACCUUACAAGAAUGAAGAAUGUGGCAAAGCAUUUGUCUGGUCCUCAACCCUUACUGAACAUAAGAGAAUUCAUACCAGAGAGAAACCCUACAAAUGUGGAGAAUGUGGCAGAGCAUUUAGCCAACCCUCACACCUCACUACACAUAAGAGGAUGCACACUGGAGAGAAACCCUACAAAUGUGAAGAAUGUGGCAAAGCUUUUAGCCAAUCCUCAACCCUUACUACACAUAAGAUAAUUCAUACUGGAGAGAAACCCUACAAAUGUGAAGAAUGUGGCAAAGCUUUUAGGAAAUCUUCAACUCUUACUGAACAUAAGAUAAUUCAUACUGGAGAGAAGCCCUACAAAUGUGAAGAAUGUGGCAAAGCCUUUAGCCAAUCCUCAACCCUAACUAGACAUAAGAGGAUGCACACUGGGGAGAAACCCUACAAAUGUGAAGAAUGUGGCAAAGCUUUUAAUCGAUCCUCAAAGCUUACUACACAUAAGAUAAUUCAUACUGGAGAGAAACCUUACAAGUGUGAAGAAUGUGGCAAAGCAUUUAUAUCAUCCUCAACCCUUACUGGACAUAAGAGAAUUCAUACUAGAGAGAAACCCUACAAAUGUGAAGAAUGUGGCAAAGCAUUUAGCCAAUCCUCAACCCUAACUAGACAUAAGAGGAUGCACACUGGAGAGAAACCCUACAAAUGUGAAGAAUGUGGCAAAGCCUUUAAAGAGUCCUCAGCUCUUACUAAACAUAAGAUAAUUCACACUGGAGAGAAACCCUACAAAUGUGAAAAAUGUGGCAAAGCCUUUAACCAGUCUUCAAUCCUUACUAACCAUAAGAAAAUUCAUACUAGAGAGAAACCCUACACAUGUAAAGAAUGUGGGAAAUCUUUUAACCGGUCCUCAACCUUUACUAAACAUAAGGUAAUUCAUACUGGAGUAAAACUCUACAAAUGUGAAGAAUGUGGCAAAUCCUUUUUCUGGUCCUCAGCCCUAAUCAGACAUAAGAAAAUUCAUACUGGACAGCAACCCUACAAACAGGAAAAAUUUGGCAAAACAUUUAACCAGUUUUCACACCUUACUACAGAUAAGAUAACUCGUAUUGGAGACAAAUCUUACAAGUGUGAAUAAUGUGGUAAAAGUCUAUAAAAAGUCCUGAAUUCUUAACAGACGCAAGAUUAUUCAUACUGGAGAGAAACUCUACAAACCUGAAAGAUGUGCCAGUGCUUUUGACAACUCAAACUUCCCUAAACAUCAAGAAAAUCAUACUACUGAGAAAUCCUAGAAAUGUGAAGAAUACGACAAAGCAUCUAAAUGAUUGUCACACUUUAUUGUAGGUAAGAUAAUUCAUACUGGAGAAAACUACCAGUGUGAACAAUGUGGCCAAACUUUGAACCAAUGCUCACACCUUAAUGAACAGGAAAGCAUUUAUAUUUGAAAAAAAGUGUACAAAUAUAGACAAAGUAAAAAUGCCAUUAAUACAUGCUCACAUCUUACUCACAAUCAGAGCGUUCAUACUAAAUAAAAACAUUAGAAGUGUAAUUACUGUCAAAAGAUCGAUCAGAAAAUAUGUCUUUAAAGUAAGAAGAGUAUUUUGAAAAAGCAUUACAAAUAUGAAGAGGCAUUAUUUAUGACCUUUUCUAUGGAAAGGUAAGGACAUUAAAAUGUAAGAUGCAUGAUGAAAACUUAAGUAGAGAGGAUCUUUGUGGUUAACUUGUAAUAUUGAGUGACGCAUGAGGUAGGUGUUCAGAUUAGUAUUCUUCUGCAUUAUUAUGAAAGGAAAACAUUCUUAAUUUUAGUUAAAAUUUAGUAUGAUUGUAUUUUUAUGAAAUAUUGCAGUAUAUUUUAAAAUUAUAAAUUACAUGUGAACUUAACUUUUCAACUCAACAUUUUUAACAUGUUAAAUACUAUAGUGAAUUCAAUGAAGUGUUAUUAUGCCUCUAACUUUAACCUAUUCCACCUUACUCAAGGGUGUAAGUAAAAGAUGGUAAAAAUAUACUGUUUGGUAAGAUAAAUGGAUUGACAUCUCUUGUAAUCUUUUUUGCCAGUGACUUAAUUGCCAUUAAGUUAAAGAAUAUUGUUCCUUUAGGUUAAAUUUUUAUUUUUAUUUUCACAUUGAAAUGUAUUCUUAAUUUUUGUGGAUACCUAAUAUGUGUACAUAUUUAUGCCCUAUAUGGUAUAUUUUGAUACAGGCAUACAAAAUAUAACCAUUACAUUAGACUAAAUGCAGUCUCCAUUACCUCUAGCGUUUAUUCUUUGUAUUACAAACAAUUCAUUUCUACAGUUUUAGUUAUUUUUAAAUGUACAAUUAAAUUAUUAUUGACUACAGGAUUAUUUUUAUGGUCAUAAUAAAAAUUAUAUACAA